This is a messenger RNA of Agelaius phoeniceus (red-winged blackbird), 1935 nucleotides long. RefSeq names its product calpain-5. Gene Ontology annotation, cellular component: cytoplasm. Gene Ontology annotation, biological process: proteolysis. The record is from RefSeq and is a predicted model, not a curated record. Lineage: Eukaryota; Metazoa; Chordata; Aves; Passeriformes; Icteridae. Gene Ontology annotation, molecular function: calcium-dependent cysteine-type endopeptidase activity.
AUGUCCUCAUCAGUGCAGCUCUUCCGAGAUCAGAGGUACCACGAGCUGAAGGGGCAGUGCCUCCAGCAGGGGAUCCUCUUUGAGGACCCUGAGUUUCCAGCCUCGGAUGAAUCCCUGUACUACGACUCAGCAGCAAAAGGGAAAGUGGAAUGGAAGCGGCCAAAGGACCUCUGUGAAGAUCCCCACCUGCUUGUGGAUGGGAUGAGCUCCCACGACUUCCACCAGGGCAAGCUGGGGAACUGCUGGUUUGUGGCUGCGUGCUCCUGCCUGGCUUUGAGGAAAAGCCUCUGGCAGCAGGUGAUUCCAGACUACAAUGAGCAGGAGUGGGACCCCAAAAACCCAAGGAAAUACACUGGGAUUUUCCGUUUCCGCUUCUGGCGCUUUGGGGAGUGGACAGAGGUGGUGGUGGAUGAUCUGCUGCCCACAGAGAAUGGGAGGCUCAUCUACUGCCAUUCCAACGUGAGGAAUGAAUUCUGGAGUGCCUUGCUGGAGAAGGCUUAUGCUAAGCUGGCUGGAUCCUACCAAGCCCUGGAUGGAGGCUGUGCUGCAGAAGCCCUGGUGGAUUUCACUGGAGCAGUGGCAGAAUCCAUCAGUUUGGAAGAGGGCAAAUAUGGUGAGGUUAUUUCUGAGCAGAUGAAAUUGUUUGAAGACUUGAUGAAAGUGCAUAAAAGAGGAGGCUUCAUCAGCUGCUCCAUUUCGGAGUCCCCUGGGCGGCCCAGUGAAGCAGAGACAGCGAUGGGGCUGAUCGUGGGCCAUGCCUACUCCGUGACUGCCAUCAGGAAGCUGCGCCUUGGGGACAGCCUGGUGCUCUCCUUCAAGGCAGAAAAGAUGUUCAUGGUCAGGCUGAGGAAUCCCUGGGGCAAGAAGGAAUGGCACGGUGCUUGGAGUGACAGCUCUAAAGAGUGGAAGAAAGUCAGCGAUUCUGAGCGCAAGAAUUUGGGGCUCACUGUUGAGAACGAUGGAGAGUUCUGGAUGACGUUUGAGGACUGGUGUAAGAAUUUCACAGAUGUGGACAUCUGCAGGACUGUGAACACCUCCUGCUUCAGCCUCCACAAGACCUGGGAGAAGGAAAUGAUGUAUGGGGCUUGGGCAAAGCAUCCAGAGCCCCUGCUGAACCGAUCUGGGGGCUGCUUUGAUAACAGAGAGACCUUCCUGCAGAACCCCCAGUACCUCUUUGAUAUUAAGAAGGCCCAGGACAAAGUGCUGGUGUCCUUACAGCAGGAGGAUCGCCGCAAGUACAAGAAAGAAGGGAAAGGAGACAACAUCACAAUUGGCUUUGAAAUCCUCAAGGUGGAGGACAACAGGAGGUACAGGCUGCACAAGCUGACGGUGCAGGAGAGAGUGGCCACCUCUCCCUACUCGAACACACGCAGCGUGUUCCUGAGGAGGACCCUGCAGCAAGGCCGCUACGUCCUGGUCCCCACCACCUACACCCCAGGUGUCCCCACAAAAUUCAUCCUCAGGCUCUACACAGAUGUGCCCUCAAAACUCAGGGAGCUGGAGGCGGAUAGGCCUAAAAUGACGUGUUGGAGUCUUCUUUGUGGCUACCCACGCAGAGUCACCCAAAUCAAAGUCCACUCUGCAGAGGGUUUGCAGAAACAAGACAGAUCAGGAGGAGCAGAUCCCUACGUGCUCAUCAAGUGUGAGAACCAAAGCUGGCGCUCCCCGGUGCAGCACAACACCACCAACCCCGUCUUCAACACCCAGGUGAUCUUCUACAGGAAGGACAUCGACAGUCCUGUCACCAUCCAGGUGUGGAACUCCAGCCUCCUGCGCGACCGCUUCCUGGGGCAGGCGCUGCUGGCAGCGUCCCCCGGCGAGCCCCGCGAGCAGCAGAGGCUGAAGCUGCGGGCCAGGGGCGGCGGGGAAGCGGCCGAGGUGCCGGGACACAUCAGUGUCACCGUGCUCUGCAGCGAUGACCUCGGCGAGCUCUGA